GGAGCGCCGAGUCUAACGUGGGGUGAGGGGCUGAGGGGUGCAGGCGCCCCGAGCGCAGGCCGACUCCCUGCCGCCCCGGGAGCCAUGUGCUCCGACUCGGUCUGGGCCGCGGGGGAGGCUGCGCGCUUUGUGUGAACUGUUGGGAAUGCAGCGCGAGUGCGCCGCCCGGGGGAGUGUCGGGCCGAGCUGGGGGAGUUGUCAGAAAGUUCGUGCUGGAGUGGCUGCAGGUCGGCGUCGUGGAGUGUGUAGGAGGGUACACCGGGUGUUGUGUCGAGAGGGUGCUGCCACAGGCCAGUUAGGGCUUGCCAAGAUCCAGCCUAGCCCCUAGACACCAUGUCAGACAGCGAUCUGGGCGAGGAUGAAGGCCUCCUCUCUCUGGCAGGCAAGAGGAAGCGAAGAGGGAACCUGCCCAAGGAGUCAGUGAAGAUCCUCCGGGACUGGCUCUACUUGCACCGCUACAACGCCUACCCCUCAGAGCAGGAGAAGCUGAGCCUUUCUGGACAGACCAACCUGUCAGUGCUGCAGAUAUGUAACUGGUUCAUCAACGCCCGGCGGCGGCUUCUCCCAGACAUGCUUCGGAAGGAUGGCAAAGACCCCAACCAAUUCACCAUUUCCCGCCGCGGGGGUAAGGCCUCAGAUGUGGCCCUCCCCCGUGGCAGCAGCCCCUCGGUGCUGGCUGUGUCUGUACCAGCCCCCACCAAUGUGCUCUCCUUGUCUGUGUGCUCCGUGCCACUCCACUCAGGCCAAGGGGAAAAGCCAGCAGCCCCCUUCCCACAAGGGGAGCUGGAGCCCUCCAAGCCCCUGGUUACCCCUGGCAGCACACUCACCCUGCUGACCAGGGCUGAAGCUGGAAGCCCCACAGGUGGACUCUUCAACACGCCACCGCCCACACCCCCAGAGCAGGACAAGGAGGACUUCAGCAGCUUCCAGCUGCUGGUGGAGGUGGCGCUACAAAGGGCUGCUGAGAUGGAGCUUCAGAAGCAGCAGGACCCGUCGCCCCCGUUACUGCACACUCCCAUCCCCUUAGUCUCUGAAAACCCCAAGUAGGCAUCUGCCAACAGGGGUGCUCGAGGCUCGAGCCAGCUGUCCUGGGUUUCCGUUUUGGUUCCCCUUCAUACAGAGGGUUUUCUUUGGAUCACUGCCAAACAUCAGGAUCAUCUCCUCUGUUCAGAGGUCUUCAGCAGGAAGACGCCAGCUGGUGUCACUGCACUGUGAUGGGGACCUCUCCUCUGCUGACUCUGCCGUUUCUCCAGGCGUCCUCAGUGAUGAGACCAAGAGAUUUCGGAGACAGGCAUGGUGCUGCUGCUGCUGCUUCUCCAGAGAAUCCCCAGGACCCCUUCGUUCCAGCCCGUUUUCCUGGGCUGGGCACAGGAAACCUGCCAAGUUCAGACCUAUGCUGGGUCCAAGUUGCCCCUGAGCUGGGCCUCUUUUUGUUAAGCCAGGUGUGGACAUUCCAAGUUCAUAAGUGUGAACAAAAGAAAAGAAUCCAGCAGAUGUAACAGAACCGACUCCAGUUGAAUGUUUAGGUUUUCACUAAACUUUGUGUUUAUUUUUCCCUUUUUGCUGUGGUCUACAUUAAUGGGAGUAGUUAGCCGAGGUGUGGGGAAUCAGAGUGUGCUGCGUGCUGGAGUAUCAUGAACUGGGAAUGAUCCGCCACUGCAGUUGGUGACUGUUUGACAAGGAAGGAAUAUUUUUAUUUUGGGGACCAGCAAAAUCUGCAAAAUUCCAAAUGGUUGUUUUAUUCUUGGUUUGGUUUACAAAAAAAAAGCAGAAAAAAACUUUUAUGGGCUUUGACUUUUCUGCAUCAGGCACAGAAGGGGAUAAAGCCACAACCAGAGUGAGGGUCCAACAGAGAAUCUGACCAAACCUUCUAGGCGCAGAGCAGAGAAGGAUGAUAAAACCAGAGAGGUGUUUGUUUUUAUUUUUGUUUUUACUGUAUUUUGGGGGGGUGGGGGAAGUAAGCUAGACUGAGGCAGUGGGGUUUUUUAUUUCUCUUUAAUAUUUCCCCCCUCUUUAUCCUUGAAAGAUUUGCCCUGCAGCCUGAGUUUUGAAUUCCUUUAGGAACUUGGAUCAGUGGGGCCAGAAUGUCAGAAGCUCCCAGAAACUCCUACUUGGAGAGAAGUGAGCCAUCUACUGGUCAGGAAGCCCUUUUAGCUGACUCAGACAGGCAGCUUUUCCCACGAUGGUGGCAGGAAACUAUUCCUGGAGGAAGCAGGGAAUAGAAGCCCCAGCUGCCUGAGGAACUGCCUUCAGAGGAGGCUGGGGUCGCAGUGAGCGCCUUUGUGUUGCACCUUUCUUUAAAUGAGUUGCAAAGGCUCCUGCCCUGAACUUCACAGUGAAAAGAUCACAGUUGAUCUUAUUCUCCUCCCUCCUCCCCAUUUUUUAUUUUGCUGUUUCAUUGCUGACAGCAUUCAACAGCAAUAUACCCCAUCUUUAUAUAUCCUAAGAAACACUAAUCCUAGGUUAUUAUUAGCUGAAAUAUUUUUGUUCUGAAUAAGAUUGUUACUGGGCCAAAAGACAGGUCAGGAGCCCCAGCCUGUAGUUUCCUGAAGUUGCCAAGUCAGGCACAUGGGGGAGAGUUCCUGGGUGUUGGCUGACUUGGGUGGGCCUGGCCAGGAGAAAGGCAGCAACAUAUGCUCUGUCCUUUCUGGAAUGAUCCCUGCAGCCUUCAGGGAGGCUCCCCCACUUCUGAGUGGCUUGGCCCAUCCAUUGCUGUGGGAGCAGGGAUUGGUUAUUUAAGGAGAGGGAGCUUUGUUUUCUGUGAGUAAGCAAGUUUCCUAGGCUCCCUCUUCUGCCUCCCCUGCCUGCUCCUUGCAUGCCCCAGGGGGAUCAGGGAUCCUCACCCUCCUGAGGCCCAGCUGGGGAAGAAUAAACAUGGCAGCUUCAAGGUUAGUUGAAGCUGCUAUUUGCCCAGCUUCUUCCACCCAACCCAUGUCUGAGCCCAGGUCUGGUGUGACUGUUGCAAGAUGCUUGUAGCAGGGGAUUCUGGAAGUGUAUUGGGCUGGGGUGGGACUUUUCCUUCCCACAGUGCACUAAGCAGUGGAGGUGGUGAGGGGUGAGAGAGCCAUGCUGCUGAAUUCUGGUUGGCAUUCCCCCCUUGUGCAAGAUGGGGAGGCUGGGGGUGGGGCAGCCUCUACUUGGUUUAGUUGUGAGGCGAACCUGGAGGAGAAGCACAGUUACCCCGUUGAAUUCUUUGAGCAAAAAACUACUGUAAAUAACUUGUUUUUGUCUUUUGUCAAAUAAAGUUGUUUUUGGUUUUUG
Molecule: messenger RNA, 3261 nt
Organism: Equus caballus (horse)
Lineage: Eukaryota; Metazoa; Chordata; Mammalia; Perissodactyla; Equidae
Source: RefSeq, a predicted model, not a curated record